AUUGCCAACGUUAGGAAAAUUUUAGUUAGAAGAUCGUACACUUGAUAUAAGAAUUUAACCCUAAAAAUACGAUGUUUAACACAAUCUAAAAAUAUAUAUUAUUAUUUGUACAUUCAAAACUAAAUUUUGAAUACAAACUACAGAAUGUCUCUUCUGCGCAAAGGACAGCAUUGGGGUACUUUUGCAUGUGUUUGGCACAUUUUCGAUGCAGCUUGGCAAAAUCCAUAUAGAAGUGCACAUUUGAUAAAAAAAUACCUUAUGGGAUUAUACAAACCUAUAUAUCAUCCUAUGAACCAGUGUGGUGACCACGUAAUAGUAAUAAAUAGCAAAGAAAUUGCAUUGCGUGGAGAUGAGUGGCAAAAGCGAGUAUAUUUUCAUCAUACUGGAUUCCAUGGUGGAGCUACUUGGACUCUUGCAUGGGAAUUACAUAGUAAAGAUCCUACUAUGAUUGUUAAGAAAGCAGUUUAUAAAGCAAUGGAUGGAACUCUACAAAGAAGAUAUACCAUGCAGAGGUUACACAUUUUUCCUGAUGAUAAUGUACCCAAAGAAAUGUUAGAUAAUGUUACCAAUCAGAUCAAACAAUUAAGAUCUGUUCCAGUUAAACUGUAUGAUAUUCCACAAGAGGAAAGAGAUAAAAUUCCACGACUUAUAAAAUAUCCUAGUGAUUACCAGCUCAAAUAAAGUUAUAUAUAUAGAUUUAAAAUAAAUUAUCAUACUAUUUUAAAAAA
This is a messenger RNA of Bombus pyrosoma, 728 nucleotides long. RefSeq names its product 39S ribosomal protein L13, mitochondrial (gene mRpL13). Gene Ontology annotation, cellular component: mitochondrial large ribosomal subunit; ribosome. The record is from RefSeq and is a predicted model, not a curated record. Gene Ontology annotation, biological process: translation; negative regulation of translation. Gene Ontology annotation, molecular function: structural constituent of ribosome; mRNA binding. The coding region runs from base 145 to 681 and encodes 178 amino acids. The transcript has 4 exons. NCBI's taxonomy places the organism in Eukaryota, Metazoa, Arthropoda, Insecta, Hymenoptera, Apidae.